Molecule: messenger RNA, 3538 nt
Organism: Nicotiana tabacum (common tobacco)
Lineage: Eukaryota; Viridiplantae; Streptophyta; Magnoliopsida; Solanales; Solanaceae
Source: RefSeq, a predicted model, not a curated record
GAGCUAAAUCCAAUUGGAUCAAAGUAACAGAAUCGAGGCUGAGCUAAAUCCAAUUGGAUCAAAGUAACAGAAUCGAGGCUGAGCUAAAUCCAAAUGGAUCAAAGUAAAGCCCAAACUAGUCGGCUCAUGUCCAACCCUAGGUCCGGCUUGCCACUUUAGCCUGUCCCGCGACGUGUCGAAGGAUCGCUGCAAUCCACCUGAUUCCUGUCUUUUCACUUGCCUUAUCUCACGCUCUCUCACACUCCUCUUCACUUUCCACUUUGCUUCCAUGGCCGAGCUACAGCAGCCCGACGCCCCCAUCACCGCCGCUGCCAUCCCUUCCGCCACCGCGACAACCACCACCUCCAAUACAACAUCUAUAGCUCCACCACCUCCCCCAUCCGAUAACCCUCCAACCAACAACGUCAAUAGCAACAACUUAGGCCUCAGUUUGGCUCCGAAACGGCAGCGCCGACCAAGUGUUCGAUUAGGCGAGAUCGGAAACUCACCUUCCGACACUCACUUCCGACGAGGCCCCAAAACCUGGCGUUUCCAUAAGGAUCCUACCCUCGCUGCUAAAACCUCAAAGACCCGCCCUUUAACUAACCUCGUUAACGGCGGCGCCGGCGGCGAUAAUUAUGACGACAACAACACCAUCGUCGAGAACAACAACAAUUACAACUUUAAUUUGGGAAAUCGGAAGUCGAAAUCGAGGAAACCCACGAAGAGAGUGAGGACAAAUUGGCAUUCAUCUAAGUUCGAUACGCUCAUUCACGAAGAAGCAAACUUUUUCAGGGAAGACAACAAUGAUAACGAAGAGUUUCGGGAAUUCGAGCCGUCACCGGGCUCGGAAAGCCCAGUAAAAGAGCAUAGCCCUGUAAACUCUAUGGAACACAUGGGCCUUCAGUAUUGGGAUCGGAGGGGGAUUAGGACUAGAGUGUCCGAAAGCAGAGACCAUCACGAUGACCUCAAUAAUGAAGGAGUGAAUUCAGGGGAUAAGAGCAGCAUUGGAGUAAGGGAGUGGUUGAUUGGUUUGGGGUUGGGGAGAUACGCACCCGUUUUCGAGAUACACGAGGUUGAUGAUGAGGUAUUGCCCAUGUUGACUCUGGAGGAUCUCAAGGAUAUGGGGAUUAAUGCUGUUGGUUCCAGAAGAAAAAUGUACAAUGCGCUACUCAAGCUGCGGAAAGGCUUUUCAUGAGUUGAGUUUACCGUUUAAUGAUUUUAAUGUUUGAUUAGGUUUUAUUUUUCUGCUUACUUUCCUUUUUGCUCAUUAACAUGGAUAAUUAAAUAUCAAGUGGUGUUAGUUUUCGAGCUGGAUUUUUGCUCCUUCUUCUUCUGCCUUUGCUAUGUUAGUUAUUGUGAAAUGUUAUUGUUGAUAUACGAAUGAGAAUGACAUAUGAGGAGUACUUUUUAUUGAUUAAGGAAGUGUAAAUUUUUUUUUAUAUAAAUGAACUAGUCAAAAUAUAAGUUUUAAAGAAGUCAAUCAGUGCUUACCUUCAAUACACCUGCAUUUACUUAAAAGAAAUAAAGGAAGUCACCUUUAGGAUAUGGUGUGUUCUGGAGUAUUAAUUUGUGUGCCAAAUGGUUAGCUAUGACCUAUGUUGAACGGACUAUCCAAAAUAUUGUUGCAUUCGUGUCGGAUCCUCCAUAAAUGCACUUGAUGACAUUUUUGGAGAGUCCGAGCAACAUAGACUAUGACUAUGUACAUUUGAAGCACUUUAGCUGCAAGAUCUCCUCUCUAGUCUUCAUGUUUUGCGGGUGUUUAGUUCCGCUUCCUUAGUAAGAUCCUUUGUAGUCGUUAUCAAAAAGAGAUCUUCUCUUGUAUUAACUUGCAUAGAGCUUAAAGAACUUUUCGUAGUAGUUGGAAAUUUUAAUUACUAUGUAUACAACAAUUGGUGAAUCAUUUGCCUAUGAGAAAAAAAUGUUGAAUCAUUUGAUGAAACAAAUAUGAAUGACUUUCUAGAAAUGCAUGAUGUAUGAGAGCCUAUCUUAGACUUACACUAAGUCUUUCACCAAAGCAUACUUCAGAUAGUCCCUGCUUUGUUAGCUUCCAACUGUACUAUAAAAGAUUUCCUUGUAGGAACCUUACAUCUUCUUGGUUUGAUGAUCUUAUCGAGAAUCACCUUUGCAGACUUAGCCUUCUUCUCCAAAGACUGUAAUUUGUCUCAUCUGGAGGAAAAUAGUUAAUAACUUAUAAAGAAGAAGCUUCCUCAUGCUUAAUGAUGGUUGUUACGGAAUAAUUGGUGUACCCAUUUUAUGGUCAUCGUCCCCCGGUCUCGUUCAGUUAAUUGAUGGAAAAGCUUAUGCUCCUAUAUUUUGAUAAAACUCUCAUUCAGCUGGGAAACCACACAGGAUUAUCGCUGUAUCUCUGCACCUCUUCCCUUUUGUUGAUAUGUCAACUGCUGUAUAGAUUGACAUUUUGAAGAACUUUUCUCAGUUGACUUGACUAACAUAUGAACGAGAUCUUCUUUGGUUUUUUGCUCUCUGGUGCAUAUUGUCUCUUAGUGCUGCCACUUGUAUAAAACUUACCCUUUCUUAAAUUGACUAACAUAUGAAUGUUGCUCUUCCUCAUCUUUAGUUACUCCGUUGAAGGAGAAGAAAUGCACAGGAUAUCCUGCAUUAGACCGACGUUCUGCAAGAGGAUGCAAUUGUUUUCAUGUUGCUUUGGUUGAAAUUAACGGAAGGUUUUCUGGAGUGCAGGAGAAAAUAGAUGAAGGCUGCAAAGAAUCUGCUUCAUAGUGAUAUGUGGGCGGCUCAUAUAAGAGGUCCUUCAUUUUUACCAUAACAUGAGAGGAGAUAAUGGUGUUGUUGCUUUUUCUGAACUUGUGAAGUACUCUCCAAUGUUUGAGGACUUAAGGUGUCAUCUACAAUGAUAGAAAGGUGUAUACUCCCUUUUACAAGCAGUUGCCAAGUUUGAAGUAGAUACUCUUUGCAAUAAGCUGGGAUGAUCCUUUUUGAAACAAUAAUUGACUGUACGAAAUUCCGCCUACCAACAGAACAUGACAGAUAAAAACGACAACUGCUGUUAUAGGCUUCUCACCUCAAGAACCAUCUCCACAGUCAACAACGGAAGCUUAAAUGGAAAUUGUUGGGCCCGUGCUCUGCACGGGCUGCAAGCAACUAGUACAUAUAUAUAUGGGAGAUGGCUUUGGAAAUGGAAGGAGCGCAGAAUUGCUUUGCGCGCGGCUCAAGAGUCAAAAGUACUCUUUCUGUUACUUCAUAUUGUUGGUGCAAAAGUGGACAUAUCACAUACCUACUUCUAUAUCAUUUAUUCUUCUAUGAUAUGAAUUUGCAGUGGAAGGGACUCUUGUGCAGAGGUACACAUGUCCACCAUCCACGGCUUAUUUCCCACAAAUCCAAGAGAAAUCCAUUAAAAAUCGGACCUCCUUUACAAACAGGAUUCGAGCUUUAUGAACAGUCUUUCUGCAUACCACAACCUCUCAUAUGCUUAAGACUUUUAAGUCCAGGAUGCAACAUCGAGGAUGCAACAUCGAGAGAGAACUUAUGUACGUAACAUAUUUUGCUCUUUAUAUAAUGAGCGUUGGAAUAACUUCCUUUA